GACAUCCUAGAAGAAAUCUUCCUGCACCUCCCCCCCCAUCAGGUGGUUUGUGUUUGUCGGUUGGUGUGCCAUCAGUGGAAAGAAGUUGCUGACAGUGAGUCUUUCUGGAGGGAAAGGUGCAGAAGGGAAGGAUACAAACUACCUGCUGCUUCUAAAACACCUGAUGACUGGAGGUUGUUUUAUUUCUUGUGCAAGAAAAGGAGAAAUCUGCUCCUCAAUCCACGAGGCGAAGAAAACAUGAGCGGUUGGAAGAUAAUGGAGAAUGGCGGUGAUCAAUGGAAAGUAGAGGGUGUUAUGGAGCCACAUCCUAAUGAGGCAAUCAAGACCAAUUUUGUGACUUCUUAUGGCAUGUGCAGAAAGUCACAGACAAUUGAUCUGGUGAAGGAAGGUUACAGCCCUUCAUUCAUGGAUACCUUCCAGCCACAAAUAAGAAUUUCAGACUGGUAUGCACCUCGAUGGGAUUGUGGCAGCGAAUAUACAAUCUUUGUGCAGCUGCUGAGUCACAAGAAGAAAGUGAUUGCUGAAUUUACUCCUGAUAAGGUUUACUUCCCACAGUGGAGUGAUCAGAAGUGGCAUCAGAUGACCCAUGUAUUCAAAGACUACGGGCCAGGAGUCCGAUACGUCCAAUUUGUCCAUGGUGGCAAAGAUCAGCAGUUCUGGGCUGGAUGGUAUGGCAUUCGUUUAACAGAGAGUAGCGUUGAAGUAUGUCCAGCAAUAGAU
Molecule: messenger RNA, 720 nt
Organism: Menidia menidia (Atlantic silverside)
Lineage: Eukaryota; Metazoa; Chordata; Actinopteri; Atheriniformes; Atherinopsidae
Source: the annotation of a GenBank genome assembly